This is a messenger RNA of Neltuma alba, 1778 nucleotides long. Its product is annotated as probable purine permease 5. Bases 322 to 1425 code for a protein of 367 amino acids. The transcript is spliced from 2 exons. NCBI's taxonomy places the organism in Eukaryota, Viridiplantae, Streptophyta, Magnoliopsida, Fabales, Fabaceae. The record is from RefSeq and is a predicted model, not a curated record. Gene Ontology annotation, cellular component: membrane. Gene Ontology annotation, molecular function: purine nucleoside transmembrane transporter activity.
UUGCCUGACUCAAAAACGUUGUUGUCAUUGAAUUAUUGAUCGAUAAAGGUAAAUCAAAUCGGAGCGAAAAUUUGUGGUGGAUGCCAUUAAAUUAUUCAUCGAGCGUAAGCGCUUACUAAUCACUCCCGUCCCUGAUCCACUCGUCUUCUUUCAUCCACUUCCCCCACCAUAAUCCUCGCCGAUGAAAACAGAGAUGCUGUAACAAUCAGCUGAACAUAUUCUAUAAUUUUAAUUCUGAAUUCAAAAAGGAAAAAAAUGAUACCCAGACGCGUCAACAGGGUGAUGUUUCCUACCACGAAUUGAAAAACCCCUGUUUCGGUGAUGGCCGUCGUCAUUCAGCGACCCUUACUGGAAUCAGCAGAAUCUAUGGAGGACGAGCCAACCAUUCCUGCCACUUCUCUGUGGAGCCAAUUAUGCUUGUUUAAAACCCAGACUGUGGAAGCAUACAAGAAAAAGCCAAUUACUUAUUGGAUUCUUCUUGUUCUCAGCAUCUUAGCGAUGCUCAUAGCAUUUCCCGCUUCCAGCAUUCUGUCUCGUGUUUAUUACUCCAAUGGCGGCAAGAGUAAGUGGAUCAUUUCUUGGGUUGCUGUUGCAGGAUGGCCAUUAACUGCUUUAAUGUUAUUCCCUACAUACUUUGCCUGCAAAACUUUCCCUACUCCUCUGAACUUCAAACUCACUCUGUCUUACACUUUGCUGGGAUUCUUAAGUGCUGCUGAUAACCUCAUGUAUGCUUAUGCCUAUGCAUACCUCCCUGCAUCUACAGCUUCGCUUGUAGCAUCAUCAUCCCUUGUGUUUUCUGUACUUUUUGGCUAUGUUCUUGUGAAGAACAAGCUCAAUGCCUCAAUCAUAAAUGCCGUUGUGGUUAUAACUGCUGGAAUGACCAUCAUAGCCUUGGAUUCAAGUUCAGACCGAUAUGGUAACAUCACCGACAGCCAAUACAUCAUGGGAUUCAUUUGGGACAUUCUGGGAUCUGCUCUUCAUGGGCUCAUUUUCGCACUCUCAGAACUGGUCUUUAUCAAGUUACUGCAGAGAAGAUCCUUCCAUGUUGUGCUAGAGCAGCAAGUCAUGGUCUCUCUAUUUGCCUUUGUGUUUACCACUAUUGGGGUCAUAGUGAAUGGUGAUUUUCAAGAGAUGGCAACAGAAGCAAGAUCUUUUAAAGGCGGUAAAACCGCGUAUUAUCUCGUUCUCAUUUGGAGCGCGAUCACUUUUCAGUUGGGAGUGCUAGGUGGUACUGCUGUGCUUUUCUUAGCUUCUACUGUGCUAGCUGGUGUGCUUAAUGCAAUAAGAACACCCAUCACAAGCAUUGCCGCUGUUAUACUGUUGCAUGAUCCAAUGAGUGGUUUCAAGAUCCUCUCUCUAGUUAUCACCUUCUGGGGAUUCGGCUCAUAUAUAUAUGGAAGUUCUAUGUCUGAGAAAUCAGCGUGACAUGUUCCUAGAUUUUACUCUCCUCUAUCCUCCAGAGGCUCUCAAGUAAAUUCAUAUCAUAAAAUUAAGAAACAUGUAGGCAUGCUAAAUGUAAAUCUGUUCUGUUCAAUAAUAAUUCCUUUUUCAUGUCUCUCUAUUGAUGCAGAUCCAGCUCUAAUCUUUGUGCACACGCACGCAUGUGUGAAGAUUUAACAUUCGAGAUAAGACUCGUUGCUAAAUUUGUAAUAUAUUGCAAUUUAUAAUUAUGUCUUAGAUUGAAUGUAUUUUUCAUUUUCAUCUAAGAGGAAUGGAGAACAGAGUUUCCCAAGGAUUGAAGGUGGUCCACUUUUAAAAUUCAAGUUGAAUAUUGUAUA